AUGAGCGUGAAGACCAGGGCCUACUACUCCGUCCUGGCACUUCCGCCGGUUGCCCGUCGUGAGGGUCAAGAUCCUUCUCCAGCCCUUUAUUUCGGAGGGACCUACUCAUGGGAGCCCCCGGCACCAGUUGACGCAAUCCAACGCUUGGAGUUUGAGGAAGAGCAGAUCUAUAACACCAACGACGCAGACUUGCUUCAAAUCUGGAGGCUGAAUCACAACCAAUUCAGGUUUAUCAGAUUCCACAGCUUCCCGCCCGAUAAGCGGCUGCCAAAUGGCACAGUCAGCAUCGCUGGGUUUAUACUAGGGGGGGAAAUGUUGUCUGAAAUUAGCGCUAGUUUGCUCGAAAUUACCCCUGAUGGAUAUGUUUUCACGGCCCAUCAGACACUUCAUUCACAUCUAAUCAAAUUCUUCAAACACGCCUACGAACGACCGGUCAGAGAGAACUUGAGCACCUUAGUCGCAGAGCCCUGCAGAAACAAUGACGUUGACCGGCGUGUUCGUGACGGUUCUGAACCCCAUGCCAAGCUGAGAGCAGCUCUCAUUGCAAUUGACAUCUUCAGGAACGUUUUCAGCGAUAUCAACGCUCUAAAAAGCGAAAUGUUGGCACUCAAUGAUUGCCAGGCAUUGGCUCAACUGGCGAGAAUGACACGGCACCUUUGUGGAGAUCAACUCAGAGUUGAGAACGGCCGUGAGGACGAGAGGAGGCGCGUUGAUAAGUUGAGGUGGGCCAUGAUUUGUUCCCCAAAGCUAGUCGAAGAUUUGUCCAGAGGACUUCGCGACAGGGACCUAGAAGAUGUAUGCAGGGAAGGAGACGGGGCGACGAUACGCACAGGGCUAUUUACCAGCACCUACUUUCUGCCUGCGGACCACGAACCGUUCACAGUCUCCGACGGACGGAUGGAAGGUCAAACCUAUAACUACAGCAAGAGAGAGGUUCUGGCUGCCGUCAUUGACUUUGUUUUAACCGCCACGUGGGUUAUUGGAGGUAUCCAUAGUAAUAUUUGCUACGAGGCCUUGUCGAUUACCGGGGAUGUUUUUAUGAUUUAG
Fusarium oxysporum Fo47 is the source of this 1047-nucleotide messenger RNA. RefSeq lists its product as uncharacterized. The transcript has a single exon. The coding region runs from base 1 to 1047 and encodes 348 amino acids. The record is from RefSeq and is a predicted model, not a curated record. Lineage: Eukaryota; Fungi; Ascomycota; Sordariomycetes; Hypocreales; Nectriaceae.